Messenger RNA from Scomber scombrus (Atlantic mackerel), 4484 nucleotides. RefSeq names its product A disintegrin and metalloproteinase with thrombospondin motifs 14. Gene Ontology annotation, cellular component: extracellular matrix. Gene Ontology annotation, molecular function: metalloendopeptidase activity. The transcript is spliced from 22 exons. Gene Ontology annotation, biological process: extracellular matrix organization; proteolysis. The record is from RefSeq and is a predicted model, not a curated record. Bases 141 to 3842 code for a protein of 1233 amino acids. NCBI's taxonomy places the organism in Eukaryota, Metazoa, Chordata, Actinopteri, Scombriformes, Scombridae.
CCUCGCUGGAGCUCAACUCUGAGGACUUUUCUCCUGCUUUUGUGCGGUUUUUUUUUCAGGAAGAAGGACUCUGCUCAAAGUUUACAACAGAAAGGAAAACUCAACGCUGAAGUGGCAGCUCUCACACAUAUAGCCUCGCUAUGGAUUGUAUGUAUUUAUUCAUAUGCUUUUCACUCAGUCAAGUAUUUUUGGAUCAUAUUGUCGCUGCAGAAACACAUGAAAAACUCUCUGGAAAGUUAAGUGAAUAUGGUCUUAUCGUGCCAUUCAGCACAGACUCCCAUGGCCGGUACAUUUCUCACGUGGUCUCUGUUGGAAGUGGAAGUAAAGGUGCUCCUGCUGCUGCUGAUGCCGCCUCGACCCUUGGCAGCAGAAGAAGGGUGGCCCGCGGUGCCCCCGAGUUGCCCUCGGUCACCUCUGCCUCAGCUCAGCACUUGUUUUUCAAUGUCACUGUGUUUGGGAAGGAACUGCACCUCCGCCUGAGAGCCAACAGGAGGCUGGUGGCCCCAGGGGCUUUUGUGGAAUGGCAGGAGGACUUUGAGGAAAAGGCUAAGGAACGCAUCCACGGGAACUGUGUUUUCACUGGGGAUGUGACUGACAUGCCGGAGGCCUCUGUGGCUAUCAGCAAUUGUGACGGACUGUCAGGUCUGAUCCGGACUGAUAAUGGGGAGUUUUUCAUUGAGCCCCUCGAGAAGGGCCAGCAGGAUGUGGAAGUGAAGGGGCGUGUCCACGUGGUCUACCGCAGAUCAGCCAUCAAGCGGGAAACGGGCCAGCGCAGGGAGGACCUCCACAAUGAAGUGGCAGACUUCGGGAUCGCAGACCUCCCAGCAGCUCUGGACCUCGUUGAACAUAAACUGUCUGAGUCUGAGCGCAAGCGGAGGCACGCGAAGAAAGACGACUACAACAUUGAGGUGCUCCUCGCUGUGGACGAUUCAGUGGUGCGCUUCCAUGGCAAGGAGCAUGUGCAGAAUUACGUUCUUACACUUAUGAACAUAGUUGAUGAAAUCUACCAUGAUGAAUCUUUGGGAACCAACAUCAACAUUGUCCUUGUCCGCAUGAUAAUGGUCGGGUAUCGACAGUCUAUAAGCCUGAUCGAGCGUGGCAACCCAUCCCGCAGCCUGGAGCAGGUAUGUCGGUGGGCCAACACGCAGCAGCGUCGCGACCCCGACCACGCCGAAUACCAUGACCACGCCAUCUUCCUCACAAGGCAAGAUUUUGGUCCCGCAGGUAUGCAAGGUUACGCUCCAGUGACUGGGAUGUGCCACCCACUGAGAAGCUGCACUCUGAAUCAUGAGGACGGCUUCUCCUCCGCCUUUGUGGUUGCUCAUGAAACCGGCCAUGUGUUAGGAAUGGAGCAUGAUGGCCAGGGGAAUCGCUGCGCUGAUGAGACCAGUAUGGGCAGCAUCAUGGCGCCCCUUGUCCAAGCAGCUUUCCAUCGCUAUCACUGGUCACGUUGCAGCAAACAGGAGCUAAAUCGAUAUAUCCACUCAUAUGACUGCCUGCUGGAUGAUCCCUUUGAACACAAGUGGCCCAAGCUUCCUGAGCUACCUGGAAUAAAUUAUUCAAUGGAUGAACAGUGCCGCUUUGAUUUUGGUGUCGGUUAUAAAAUGUGCACUGCUUUUCGAACUUAUGACCCCUGCAAGCAACUGUGGUGCAGUCACCCCGACAACCAGUACUUCUGUAAAACCAAAAAAGGUCCUCCGGUGGAUGGAACAGAGUGUGCACCGGGGAAGUGGUGCUUCAAGGGCCAUUGCAUCUGGAGAUCUAGCCAACAGCCCCAGGGCCAUGAUGGGAGUUGGGGUUCAUGGUCGAAGUUCGGCUCUUGCUCCAGGACGUGCGGAGGUGGAGUUCGAUCCCGCAACAGACAGUGCAACAACCCUUCGCCUGCCUAUGGUGGCCGAGAUUGCCCCGGCUCUGCUUUUGACUACCAAAUGUGCAACACAGAGGAGUGUGCAGGUCCAUAUGAGGACUUCCGUGCACAGCAGUGCGUCCAGAGGAGCAACAAAUACCACAACAACAUCAAGCACACCUGGCUACCGUAUGAGCACCCAGAUGAGGGUCGUAAGUGCGAGCUGAGCUGUAAGUCAAAGGAAACAGGGGAGGUGGUGUUCAUGAACCAGGUGAUGCAUGAUGGGACCCGCUGCAGCUACUCUGAACCCUUCAGCGUAUGUGCUCGAGGAGAGUGUCUGCAUGUAGGCUGCGACAAGGAGGUCGGCUCAUACAAGCAGGAGGACAAAUGUGGAGUGUGUGAGGGGGACAACUCCCACUGUCGCACCGUGAAGCUCACUCUCACCAAGACACCCAAAAAGAAUGGGAUGCUGAAAAUGUUUGACAUCCCAAUAGGAGCCCGUCACAUUGUUAUUGAAGAGAAUGAGACUUCCCCUCAUAUAAUUGCUGUAAAGAAUCAAGUUACUGGAAACUUCAUAUUGAAUGCAAAAAGUGAAGACGCUGAGUCAAAGACCUUCAUCGAAAAUGGUUUACAGUGGGAGUAUUCUAUCGAUGGUGAGAAAGAGACCCUAAAAACAUCUGGUCCUCUGCAUGAAGGCAUUGUAGUACUGGUCAUUCCCCAAGAAGAAGACAUAAAGAUCAGCUUGACAUAUAAGUAUAUUAUACAUGAGGACCUGUUACCGCUCAUUACCAACAACAAUGUGCUUCUGGCUGAACUGGACACUUAUGAAUGGGCACUGAAGAGCUGGUCUCAAUGCUCCAAACCCUGUGGGGGAGGCAUACAGUACACAAAAUAUGGAUGCAGGAGGAAAAGUGACAGUCGUUUGGUGCAUCGCAACUUUUGUGAAACUAGUAAAAAGCCCAAACCCAUCCGCAAACGCUGCAAUGUCCAAGAGUGCAGCCAACCCACGUGGGUGAUGGAAGAGUGGAGUCCUUGUAGUAAGACCUGUGGGAAGCUCGGCUACCAGACCAGGGUGGUACAGUGCAUGCAGGCGCUCCACAACGGCACCAACAGGCCCGUCCACAGCAAACACUGCACUGAGGAUCGUCCAGAGACGAGGAGAGCCUGUAACCACACCACAUGCCCUGCCCAGUGGAGGACGGGGGCGUGGUCUCAGUGCUCGGUGACCUGCGGCGAAGGGAUUCAGCAAAGGCAGGUGGUUUGCAAGGAAAGCGACAACACCAUUGGAGAGUGUGAAGGCGAGAAGCCGGAAACAGUCCUCAUUUGCAAACUAAGUUCUUGUCCAGGACAGCCAGUGUCUUCUCUCACUAUUGAAACCAUGGAAAACUCUACAAUAAAAGACGAAGCUGUACACCAAAGGGCUCCUGAAAACCCUGUCCUCAAAAUCUCUUCAAAUGAGCCAUGUCUGAGGGAUAAAUCGAUUUUCUGUCAAAUGGAGGUUCUUGCCCGUUACUGUUCCAUCCCUGGAUAUAAUAAACUUUGUUGUGAGUCAUGCAACAAAAAAGAAAGCCUCGCCACACAUGCUCCUGACCUCGCAAGCAUCCCAGAGGCCUCAAUGGAACCUGAGAUCUCUGCUUCUUCUCACUCUGCAUCACCCAAGGUUCCUCUACCCGCUAUGACCCAGAGCCCGCCGCAAACCACUAAAGCCAUCAGCAGACGACCUCGCUCCACUGCCCAGGUGCCAACGACCGCCACCGCUGCUGCUGAAGCCUCGGCAUCCACGGGUGCCGCUCUGCCCCAGGGUCCCACCGCCGACUCAGACCCAGGGCCUCUUCUACCUCCAGGGCCGCCACGGCCAACAGCAGACUCCAGUGGAGAUGCCUCUAAAGAGCACAGUCCAAACAGCACUUUAGGCCCAGUCGCUGCCAGGUCAAGAAGGGACAAUUUAGGAUCCGAGAGAGACUCAAGUCACAGAACCCUGUCAGCUCAGAAAUGAACAGUGAGUGAUGUUGUGAUCGUGCUGCUUAGUGAGACGGUCUCAUACAUCAGCUCACCCAUUGCAGCGUCUGAUAGACUAUUUCUUUCUUUUUUGCAAAGAUUUUUUUUUCCAUGCCAGUGAACUUAGACCAGACCAGUGAUGGUUACCUCAUCAAAACUCCAGAGCGACACUGCAUCGCUCUGUCCUCUGUGCUUCAAAGAAGAAACGGAAGAAAAAAUGUUGUCAAAACGAAGGUGCUGUAAACUAAAACGACUACAAGACGUGUUCAAAAUGUGAUGACUGCAUUGCUACAUUCAUGUUUUUAUCUGUGUACAGUUGUGUAAGCCUGUUUUUUUUAAGUGCAUUAGAACUACUAUUGAACUUGUAUUGUGAACAUGUGAGAAGAGGUCCAUGAUUUUGGAGGUGCAUGUGUCAGCUAUGGAGUCCAGAGUGUGCCACCAGGAUAAUUAUAGACUUUUCUAAAUGACAGAAUAAAAAAAGCUGUUAAAUAUUACAAAUUAUGAUUUCGAAAUGGAUUUUUUAUUUUUUUUAUUCCCUCCCUAAUGUAACUGUUACAUUUCAUUUCACAAUUUGUUGUCUCCUUUAGCUCCAUGGCUAAUUCCUUCAUUAAUCACUUUAAUAUUUUUUUUUUUUUUUACU